AUGGCCGCGCCGGAGGCACCCACGUGCUACGUCGGGAUCGCGCGCCAGUCCGCCGCCUUCCGCCUCAUGAAGCAAAUGGGAUGGGAAGAAGGUGAAGGCCUCGGGAAAGACAAGCAGGGUAUAAAGGGGCAUGUCAGAGUGAAACAAAAGCAGGACACACUAGGUGUUGGUGUGGACAAUCCUCAGAACAAAUGGGCGUAUGAUACCACCCAGUUUGAUGAUAUACUAAAGAAACUGAAAGUGCAAUCUACAACUCCUGUUAAAGGUAAAAUUGAGGAUGUAAGCAGUUCACCUGACAGUACACCCAAGAAAGAUAAACCUGCAAAAGAUGAAGUCGCUAAAGUUACCCGGCCUCAAGGAAGAUACAAGAAAAGGGAGAGGGGGAAAAGUGUGAGGGGUUAUUCAGCAGUUGAUCUUGAAGGCAUACUUGUUCGGAAGAAGGAAAAUGAUUGCGAGGUGGAUCAGGAAGUUCAACCAUCAUGUAUGGAAGAGCCUGAUAUCACCAUCGGCAAGGGUGCAGUAUCCCAAGCUGAAGAUGUGAACUGGUGGGGCCACAAGUUUGGAUAUGUAUCAGGAGGCUUUUUAGGAGCAAAAUCUCGCAAGAAUAAAAAAGAUAAUUCUAAUGUCCGUCAGAUGUUUGGGGAAGAUGAUCAAGAAAAUCUGUACAACCUUGUUCAGGACAAAGCUACAUCUGGAAAGCAGGGUCUUGGCAUCAAGGACCUGCCGAUGAAAGUUGGUGGCCAGCGUUGGAAGGGGAACAAAACCUCUCUUGGUGAUAGUGAUGAGGAAAAUUCAACCCAGUCUGAAUUAUCAGAAGUGGAAGAAGAUGAAGACGAGGAAGUAUCUGCCAGUGAUGCUAAAGUAAAUGAAGUACAUGUGAAAACCAUAAAAGAAGUUUGUGUGGAUGCUAAACCUAAAACCAAGUUCAAGAAGCUUUGCAAAAAAAUUCUUCGUCAGGCUCCAUCUCAGUCCAUGAAAUUGAAGGAGCUCAAGGAAGCUGUUGAAGAACAAUCAACUAUUUUGUCCGACUUCUCCUGUAGACGUGAAGCUCUAUCAUUCUUGAAGAGGAAGCUCCAGGGAAGCAAGAAAUUUAAUCUGGAGGGCAAAAGGGUGCAUCUUGUAUCAUGA
Molecule: messenger RNA, 1128 nt
Organism: Triticum turgidum subsp. durum (durum wheat)
Lineage: Eukaryota; Viridiplantae; Streptophyta; Magnoliopsida; Poales; Poaceae
Source: the annotation of a GenBank genome assembly